Agelaius phoeniceus (red-winged blackbird) is the source of this 1227-nucleotide messenger RNA. RefSeq names its product carbohydrate sulfotransferase 9 (gene CHST9). Gene Ontology annotation, molecular function: sulfotransferase activity. Gene Ontology annotation, cellular component: membrane. The record is from RefSeq and is a predicted model, not a curated record. Lineage: Eukaryota; Metazoa; Chordata; Aves; Passeriformes; Icteridae. Gene Ontology annotation, biological process: proteoglycan biosynthetic process; carbohydrate biosynthetic process.
AUGAACCUAAGACAAGUCUUCGUGUCUGUACUGCUGUUUGGAGUAGCUGGUCUACUCCUCUUCAUGUAUCUGCAAGCUUGGAUUGAAGAACAACAUACAGAGUCUGGAAAAAAACUGCAACAAGAGACAAUUAAUCAGGACUUCACGCUCCAGCCUCUGGGGAUGCCAAGGAAAGCAGCGUGGAGGAGAAGUGCUCCUGUGAGCCUCAGUAACCAUGUCUCAAGCAGCAGGCACUGGCAGGGCAGGACUGACCCUUUCGGUGUGGUGGCUGCCUCCUCGGAGAAGCGGCUCCCUGAGCAGCAGAAGAUGAGUGAGUCCCCUCUGAACUGGUUCAGAGGGGUGUAUUUACCUCCUGCUCUGCACCCGUUAAACAAGACAUUUGUCAAGGGUGGUGAGUGGCAGGACAUAGACAGCGCCCAGGAAAAGCGCAGGGCCUUCCUGCAGGACUUCUGUAGGAAAUACAACAGCAGAAAGAAGCUGCAAACUCACCUGGUGCACCUAGUGUCAAGAAUUUAUGUAGAGGACAGGCACAAGGUUCUGUACUGUGAAGUGCCAAAAGCAGGCUGCUCCAACUGGAAAAGGGUCCUUAUGGUGCUCAGUGGACUUGCUGCUUCAGCAAACAACAUCUCCCAUGAUGAUGUGCACUAUGGAAAGCACCUGAGAAAAUUGGACAGUUAUGACCUAAAAGGGAUCUACACACGCUUGAACAUGUACACCAAGUUCAUAUUUGUACGUGAUCCUAUGGAAAGACUGGUAUCUGCCUUCAGGGAUAAGUUUGAACAUCCAAACAGCUAUUACCAUCCGGUAUUUGGGAAGGCAAUAAUUAAAAAGUAUAGACAUCAUGCAGAUGAAGAAGCACUGAAAACAGGAUCAGGAGUUAAGUUCAAGGAGUUUAUCCAAUAUUUGUUGGAUUCCCACCGACCAAUAGGAAUGGACAUUCACUGGGAGCAAGUCAGUAAGCUCUGCUAUCCCUGCCUCAUCAACUACGAUUUUAUAGGAAAGUUUGAAACCCUGGAAGAAGAUGCCAAUUACUUUCUGCAGCUGGUAGGUGCUCCAGCCAAUCUGAAGUUCCCUAAAUUCAAAGACAGACAUUCCUCUGACGAGAGAACAAGUACAGAGGUAGUGAGGCAAUAUUUAAAGGAAUUGUCUAAGGAGGAGAGACAGCUGACCUAUGACUUCUAUUACUUGGAUUACUUAAUGUUCAAUUAUACAUCACCACUUGUAUAG